Zonotrichia leucophrys gambelii is the source of this 2202-nucleotide messenger RNA. RefSeq names its product interferon alpha and beta receptor subunit 1 (gene IFNAR1). Gene Ontology annotation, molecular function: protein binding; type I interferon receptor activity. The record is from RefSeq and is a predicted model, not a curated record. The coding region runs from base 84 to 1877 and encodes 597 amino acids. NCBI's taxonomy places the organism in Eukaryota, Metazoa, Chordata, Aves, Passeriformes, Passerellidae. Gene Ontology annotation, biological process: type I interferon-mediated signaling pathway. Gene Ontology annotation, cellular component: plasma membrane. The transcript is spliced from 11 exons.
CACACAACCUCGACCGCCCCUUGCAGCGGCCGGGCCGCUCCGCGCAGGCGCCGUCGCCGGCGCUUCCGGCAGCGCUGCCCUGGAUGGCGGGGCCGGGGUCUGGAGGGGCGGCGGAGCCGGAGGAGCCCGGGGAUGGAUGGACGGAGGAGCCCGGGGAUGGAUGGACGGCGGAGCGGCGGCGGCGGCUGUGGGUGCCGGGCGGGCUCUGGCUGGCGGCCGUGCUGCCCCUGCUGCUGGUACCGCUACCCUGCGCAGGGCAGAGCAGCCUGGCGAGCCCCGAGAACGUGCAGGUGCACGUGGUGAACACCAACUUCACCCUGAGCUGGGACUACAGGGGCACUGAGCCCAGGGUGGCAUUCUCUGCCCAGUUCCAAUGGCCGGAGCUGGAGCCCACGGGCUGGCAGGAGCUGCCAGGGUGCCAGGCUGUGGCUGGCACGAGCUGUGACUUCUCCUCAGCCAUCUUGGAGUACUACGAUGCCCACUACGUGCGUGUGAGGGCCCAGGCUGGGCCGCUGGUGUCCCCGUGGUCCCAGGUGCUGGAGAUGGUGCCAGAGCAAGUCGCUCAGAUUGGUCCUCCAGGACUGGAAUUGCAGUCCACAAAUGGAGUUGUAAAAGUUAUGGUUUCUCCUCCAGAAGCAAAUCAGAGGAAAAAAAUGUGGAUCAAUGACCUGACUUUUAAAUAUAACCUGGUCUUCUGGGAAAACUCCUCACAUGCUCAGCCCCAGAACAGAAGGAUUUUCCCUGUGGACACCAUUGAUGACCUUGCCCCAGACAGCACCUAUUGCUUCAAAGUCCAAGCAAAUCUCCCCAGCGAGGGCAAGCAAGGCCUGUUCAGCCCCACCAGCUGUGUGAAAACCACCCAGAAAGUGAACGACCUCCUGUGUGCCACCAACCUGAGUGUCCUGGCUCUGAACAUGCAAUUCCACCUGCUCUGGAGCAGCCAGGAAAGUCAGGAUGUGACCUACAACGUGCAGUACCUGCUUGGCUUCUUGAAGGAUCUCAAUGAUGAUUACUCAGACAAGUGGCUCAGUGUCCCUGGGUGUGAGAACAUCACCAGCUCCUGGUGCAACUUCUCCUCCAUCAUCACCGGCACUGGCUUUUACCACCUGCGGGUGCAGGCCAGGGGGGGACACAACAGAUCCUGCUUCUCCAGGGAAGUCAAGGUGGAUCCUCUGAGAACAAAUGGAAUUGGCCCUCCCGGUGUAAGGCUGGACCUCAGUGACACUUUGCUCCACAUCCUUAUUUCUCCUCCAGGAGGAGAUAAGGAUGAAUUCAUGAGGGACCAUUAUGACCUGUCCUACAGGAUCCUCUACUGGAAGAAUUCCUCAGAUAUGAAGGAGGAGGUGAGGCAGAAGGAGGUGAGGCAGACCAUCGCCACGGUGCCCGACGUGUCCCCCUCCUCGCUGUACUGCGUGCAGGUGCAGGCCUUCUCUGAGCACUACAACAAGAGCAGUGCCUACAGCCAGCAGCAAUGCAUCCUCACCCCUGCAGGCACACCUUUAGCUCUGAUCAUUGCUGGGAUUUUCCUGGGUGCCCUGCUGGUUGUCCUGCUGGUGGCUGCUCCUCUUGUUUUUGUGUUCUACCAAGCCUACAGCAAAAUCAAAUACGUGUUCUUCCCCUCCUGCCAGCCCCCCCUGAACAUCGAGGGGUUUGGAGCGCAGCCCUUGGGCAGCCCCUACCUGUCAGCUGCAGCAGAGGAGGCCGUGGAGCAUUGCUGUGUGAUUGAAUCCAUGGUCACCCAGGAGGGAAACCACAUCGUGUUCUCAGACUACAAACAUUCCACCCACAGCAGCCGCGACUCGGGCAAUUAUUCCAACGAUGACAACACCUCUGGGAGCAAAGGCUCCAAAGAAACACUGGAGAAGGAAAUCCUAUAACUGUGGGAAACCAGAACUCCUUUAUGGGAUUGUCAACUUUACAGACACUUCAAACCUCUUUGUGAUGGAAGUCCCAGCCUGAGGGGACACUGUGACCUCUGGGGUGCUGAGGGGACACUGUGACCUCUGGGGUCCUGAGAGGGUCACUGUGACCUUUGGGGUCCCAAGGGGGACACUGUGACCUCUGGGGUGCUGAGGGGUCACUGUGACCUCUGGGGUGCUGAGGGGUCACUGUGACCUCUGGGAUGCUGAGGGGACACUGUGACCUUUGGGAUCCUCAGGGGACACUGUGACCUUUGGGAUCUGCGGGGGACACUGUGACCUC